Molecule: messenger RNA, 2028 nt
Organism: Athene cunicularia (burrowing owl)
Lineage: Eukaryota; Metazoa; Chordata; Aves; Strigiformes; Strigidae
Product: inhibin beta C chain-like
Exons: 2
Coding region: 314-1402 (362 amino acids)
Biological process (GO): SMAD protein signal transduction; BMP signaling pathway
Cellular component (GO): extracellular region
Molecular function (GO): hormone activity; cytokine activity; growth factor activity
Source: RefSeq, a predicted model, not a curated record
CCCCGAGCGGGAGCGCCGUCCGCCCGGGGCCACCUUAACCGUGGGCGAGCUGCGCCGCUGCUGGCCCGUGCCCGGGAGAGGCUCCUGUGGGAUCGCAGGGGCGUUUAUCUUGCCCGGGAUCAGCCAAUAUUUGUGGCCACGUCAGGAGAACGAGCCCUUCCUCGCUCUCUGCCCCUGCGAGGUCCAGCGCCGCUGUCUCGCUGCCGUGCUCUGCUCUCCCGGCCCCAGCGCUGCUGUCCCGGUUUGACUUCGGCUUACCGGACAGCUGGAGGGACGCUCUUUGCUGAGACCCCCAGGUCGUCACCUCCCAGAGAUGACAGCCACGGUGGCUUUCCUGCUGCUGAGCCUUCUGAGGAUGGCGGCUCCCAGGGGAGUGUGGUGCCCAGCCUGCGGGCUGGCGGCCCUGGCCCCCACCACGCAGCGGGACGUGCUCAUCGCGCUGGCGAAGCAGAGCAUCCUCUCCAAGCUCCGCUUGCCCGACAGGCCCAACAUCACUCAGCCCAUGCCAAGGGGAGCCUUGCUGACCGCUCUCCGCAGGAUGUACAUGCAGCGCACGGACACGGCCGUCUCCCCAGGGAUGCCCCGUGAUGGCAGCACCCCACACCUCCAUCCUGGGAUAGGUCUGCAGGAAUACGAGAUCCUGAGCUUUGCCGAAUCAGGGUCCUCCACCUCCCGCAGCAUUCGCCUGCAUUUCCGCUUCACCCAGGAGCUGGCUGGGAGCGCAGAGAUCCUGCAAGCCACUCUCUACCUGUUCUGGGCUGUCCCUGGCCCUGGGACACAUCCUGUCACUGUGAGACUCUUGCAGCCAGACCCAAUGGGGCUGAACAUGACUGUGGCCAGUGAGACACGGCUGGAGGUGCAGAGGGCCAGCUGGGCCACGCUGGAUGUGGGCGAAGCUGUCCAGAGCCUCUUUGGCCAAGGCAGCUCGAGGCUCACUGUGGAACUGGAGGUGGCAGACGACUGGGGGUCUCCCCUCCUGGCUGGCCACAGUGAUUCUCACUGGCCGUUUGUGGCAGCCCAGGCCCGGGCCAGGCUGCCCCACCAGAUCCAGCGGCGCAGCAUUGAUUGCAGUGGGGACUCUCGGAUGUGCUGCCGCCAGGAAUUCUUCGUGGACUUCAAGGAGAUAGGCUGGGAGGACUGGAUCAUCCAGCCAGAGGGAUAUCACAUGAACUACUGUGCGGGGCUCUGCCCCCUGCACAUGGCCGGCAUCCCAGGCCUUGCUGCCUCUUUCCACACGGCUGUCCUCAACCUCAUCAAAGCUAACAAUGCGGACGCAGCCAUGGACUCCUGCUGUGUGCCCACGCAGCGUCGCCCCCUCUCUCUGCUCUACUAUGACCGGGACAGCAACAUUGUCAAGACUGACAUCCCUGAUAUGAUUGUCGAUGCCUGUGGUUGUACCUGACCAGCUAACUGAGGAGUCAGGAGGGCAGGACCCAUGCUAUUCAGGGCUCCCCUCCUCCCCGUCCCUCUGGCAGUGUGAGACCUGGCGAGCUGCUGAGAGAUGUAGACCCUGCCAAGGUGUUUUCUCCUCCUGAGGCUGAAGCAUCAAUGGUGAUGCUGAAUCUGCAAGUCCUCUCCUUUCUCACCUCCUACAUGGCUCAUUUCCCCCUUCAGUUCUGCCCGUGGAUUCCUCUCUGCCCAUGAGCCACAGCCUCUGAGUCUGGCUCCUGAUGGACACCAGACCCUUCUACCUGCAGGACUCUGCAGAGCGCCACCCCCCAGGCAGCUCAGCUCAGCUCACCCUGCUGCUGGUCCCAUACCAAGGCCAUGGUGCAGUCCUGUGCUGCAACAUGAACAUGGGCUCUUCAGGUAAUGGGUCCCAGCAGCGGCCACUUCAGGGUGCUGGGGGAGACAGAAGCUGUAAAGAUGCUGGGGAAUGGCUAGGCCAGAGGGCAGAGGGCUGUCCACAGGACCCCACACCUCAGAUGGAUGUGAGAUUGAGGGGGGUGAAGAAGGGGAAAUUGAUCCCAGUGGGAGGAAAGUGUCUCCUCUCCAAGCAUCCCAGCUAUCUGGUAUUCGAUAAAAGAC